Molecule: messenger RNA, 4719 nt
Organism: Anneissia japonica
Lineage: Eukaryota; Metazoa; Echinodermata; Crinoidea; Comatulida; Comatulidae
Product: protein APCDD1-like
Exons: 4
Coding region: 828-2366 (512 amino acids)
Biological process (GO): negative regulation of Wnt signaling pathway
Cellular component (GO): plasma membrane
Molecular function (GO): Wnt-protein binding
Source: RefSeq, a predicted model, not a curated record
GUAAUACGGUAAGCUGGGAUACACGAUAGAAUAGCAGACUUCGCUUACAAUUAAUAAUUGGACCUUGUUACGCAAUAUUAUUUAAUCAUCAGUGAAGAAUUAAGUAUACGGAUUUUAUGUGAGAAAUGGAAGAACAUCGAAAUGAACUAACCUUGGCAUUUUAAACACUCAGUGAUGCGGAAAAAAUGACAUGGAAUGAAUACAUAGAUUGAUAAUUGACCGAUAGCUCCGCCUUCUUCAAAUUGUCAUCAGGAUACAUCACCGCCAAGAGCAAAUACCCCAAAACGAGGCUAAACCUAAGUUCUGCAAGGCACCAGAACAGCGGGAUUAGGACUCGAGUAACAUAUCGCCCUCAAUUUACGCAGUGAGUAAUAUAAAAUAUUUGGUCUGUUAACUCUCAAUCAUUAUGAUAAAGAACUGGCCUGUUGAUCACCGCUUUACUGGUAUUUAUUGGCCGGACACUGAAGACCAACCAACAGUCAUCGUCUGCGCUUGAUGCUAUUUGAUUUGAAAGCGGAGUAAGAUAGGCCACUCCCACUGAUUACCACUGAAGAUUCCGAUAUACAAUAAAACAAAUCUAAUUUUCAAUUUUUCAUGCACUUUCUGUCAGAUUUUCUUUGUUGGAGUUACAUUGAGGCUUUUUUGAUUAUAUAUCUGAACAAGUUAACACAUGUUUUAUAGAGAGACGACAAGCCGAAAAGUGAGAUUUUAAAGGGAAACUCAAACAUACACAGUGCUCUAGGCCUGUGAGGAUUCUGUUUGACAAUUUAAAGGAAAGAGUUUUUAUAUUGCAUACCGUAUAUACCAUUCCCAACAUAAUUUUAACAAUGGAAAUUCUCAGAAUCGCUUGUUGGCGUUUAUUACUAGUUUCAGUGUUGCUGUCGGUUUGUGUUGCUGAGUGUCGACAGGUGGGUCUUCAAGUUUCAGAUUCAGUGACAACUUAUGAACACACUAUCGACUGCUGUACACGGAGGCUGCAGCAUAUCAGUAGCACUGACGUCACACUCUUCACGCCACCACACAUCAACGGCGAAUGGAUGUCAUCAAAUUGCGAAGUAAGACCAGGCCCAGAGUUCAUCAUAAGGCGUUACAAGUUCCAUUCCGAUAACUCGUAUAUGCUUCAUCAGUUCUACUACAAAGAUAGUUCCUGUACCAAACCAACGCACACACUUCGAGUGCGCGGAAAGAUAUCGCACGUUCAAGAUCAAUACGAAAUCACAUCUUCAGCGCCUCAAGGUGCUACGCGGUCGUCCUACGAAAUAGACAAAAUAGUUCUUGUGGCGUACGACACUGAUACGAGUAUGAAGUUGAUGGAGGGUAUCAACGAAACUUGUCCGGGUUACUUCCGUGAGAGUGAGGCGAUGAAGUUGUUCAAGAGGUAUGUCUUGUUCGACUGGACACAGGAUGACGUGAUCAUUAUAUGCACUGAGGGUCUUGCUAUUUCCAUUCAUGAACUGGAGGUACUUAAGCAGGAGGUUCAUCGAGUGUACAAUGAACACACGAAAGAGUUCACAUUGCGGCAAGAACUAUUUCUCGGAGAUAUUUCGACUGAUAGACGCGAACGAAUUUACUAUGAACCAAAGGCAUACCAGACGCCUCUCGUGCGAUACCAGGCAAACGAUACUAUCAGCAAUCAAAUUCAAUCUGCAGACGACUUCCACCCACCGAUCCUCGCCCCGGAAAAGACUUUACCAGUAAGCCUGGAAGGAGAAUGGGUUAGCAUACGAUGCGAAGUAAAAGGCAGUUUCUUCAUGACACGACACAUAUCAUACUUUGGAAAUAAGACGUGGAACGCUGGUAUCAAGUAUUUUGUAGAUCCAAAUUGUCGACGACCAGCCUACUCAAUCACAAAACGGGGAAGCCAUAGCGACGGCGUUCAGUCCAGUAUAGUUGAUGGUGGAACCAAUUUCAACUUGAAAACCGAACAGGUGGUAAUCAAACCUUUGAGCCUAGCUUCUGCGCAAAAGUUAAACUCUGACGGUGAUUGUGGUCGACCGGGAUCAUGGCACGUGGACACAGAGCAAGACGUCACGUAUACUAACGGCUGCAAGACGUUAGGCCUGAUAAUGUCAACGACAGAGUACCAACUCUAUCAAAUGAAGUACAACACAGCAGGUAAACUCCUGCUUUACGAUGGCCAGUUGCCAACUAGCGGCCAAUACCCUGAUCAGCCAGAACUACGGCCAACGUCAUACAGUGAUCCACUAAUCCACUGCGCAGGAAUAAAUCCAAUAUUGGAGCCUCCAAUGAGCCAAAACGUUAUCCAGAAUACGCCCCCACAGCCUGAAAACAGUGCAAACUCACAUUCGCUACAUCGUAUUCUUUUAGUGGCAUCACUAAUUGUACUUAGAUAUACACUAUUCUAGAAUAUUAUAAUAUAUUAACAUGACUUUAGUAAACUGCAGAGGUUUCGGGUUGCUGACAAUGCAUUCAACCACCACUUGGAUUAUAGCCACAGGGAUCGAUAUCUAAUAGAUUUAUUUAUUAUAUUUUUAAAAAUACGCAGAAGGAAUUGAUCUUGAUUGAUGCAGUCACAUAAAUAUUGGAUUAUAAUGUUCUCAAAUUUGUUUCGAUUAUCAGACUUUCAUAUUGAAAUACCGGUAUUCAAACAAAAAUGCAAUAGGACUACAUAGACAAUCACUAUUAUAUGGAUAUUGAUCUAUCUAUAUUUAUGUAUGUAACAUGAUGUAUUAAAAGCAUAAUUUAUGAACGUAUCAUAUAUAAUUUGCAUAGUUUGCAGGUAAUGUUUGAACAAAAUGAAGGAAACAGCGUAAUGCAUGUUACAAAGUACAGUAUAGGCCCCAUCAGACGGUAUGGAAAUAAUUCAAGUCACUAGAUAUGAGCAAGGCAUAACAGAAACAGAGAAACGAAGCAGAAGUCAAAAGAAUUUCCAUAAAUCAUUACUUAUUUCACUUUUGAAUGUUAGAUUUUAUAUCUUCUUGAAAUAGCCACACCGUUUGAUUGCCUCCCGAGGGUUAAUUACUCAUUAAUUUUGUAUUUAUUUUUGUCUUGCAUUUACAUUUUGCAGCAGUAUUCUGAAGGUUUGUAAACUAAGAUUUUGCGCUUGUUGUGGCGAGAACCUUGGCAGUAGAAAAUAAAAACACACCUUACCUCAAAUAACCGAUCGAACGGAAUCUGCUAUGCUAAAACGAUUUUGCGCAUGCUCAUCAAAUACAUUCCUUUAAAUAAAGAAAUGAAAAUAUAGAAAUUUCUGGUCGGUCGAUCGACCGAUCGAUCGGAGAAUGGUUUAAACCAGGUAAAUUGCAGAUUCUACAGGGACCACGUGUGUCGGUGUUGAAGACAACGAGUUAUAUUUGUGCACAAGAUCAAAAUUAUAUUUUCUAAUGGGCUUACAGAAUAUAAUUAAAUUAAAAUUAUUAUUAAAAUUGAAUAUAGAGAUACCUUGUAAUUUGUUCAUUUAAAUAUGUAAAUAGCUGUAAUAUAAUGUCUAUAGAUUCGGAAAUCGUUUUGUACAUUACAUUUUAUGAUUAUUAACGGUGAAGAAAGUUAGCUGAUGAGCUAAGUAUAAAUCGUUAUUUUUCAAGUUCUAUUUCAUUAUAUUUCUUUGAUGAAUUAAUAUUUUUACCAAAAUUCGUUAUAUAGUAAUAUUAUUAAUUCAUCAGUGUUUUUAUAUUAUUAUAUUCAGGCAUUUUGUUCAUAACGAAACCAAACUCGAUACUAGUUAGUGUUGACCUGGUAAAUUGUGUUUACAAAUUUCGAAAUGUAUAAUUUGUGCUGUUCGGAUCCUCUUAAUCAUAAACGCACACACACAGAUACCGUAACAUUCAAGGGAUUUGUCUAAUUAUACUUCGUUUUUCAAACUCAAGCCAGUUCAAAUGUAGAAAGCACUGGGCCAGCUCUGAUUGGCCAAUUUCUCAUAAAUUAUAUAAAAAAAAAAACUUUGAAAAGAAAAAGUUUUGAUUAUUUCAAUUUGAAAGGUUGUUUGAUGAUGUUUUACAAUGAAUACUUUUAACGGAAGUGUACAAGUUGAUUUUGCUAAGUUUAAUUCAGUCAAUUUUUUUUUAACGAGAUUAUAUAUUUAUAGAAUAUUUAGAUUUUCAUCGAGUUAAUAUCAUGUUUGGUACAUACAUUUUUGUUAUAAUGUGCCGCGGUUGAAGUGGUAUUGCUCAGAAAAACAAACGUUUCGUCAAGAAGAUGUAAAAUGUUGGUACUUCGAUAUGAUUAUAUUUAUUUAUUCGACUUUACCUCCAAUAGAACGGAAACUUGCCAUGGAUAAUUUAAAAUAACUACUUUAUCUCAUCAACUUACGUUAAUAAAAGUUAUUUUAUAUAUAUAUUUCUAACGAGGGCGUUUUGGAGCUUGAAACAUAUUAUAAGUUGUUGGUUGUCCUUGUGUUUGGUAGUACGACAAAGACAAUUCUGGCAUUUUGCAAGAAUUUGUACAAUUGUGCCCUGUGUUAGUUGAACUGACGGACCUUUAUCUGUUUAAAAAGGGACAACGUUAACCGAUAUAAACUUUGAAAUAUAUAGCUAAAAAGCAGCAUUUUUAAAGUUAUUAGUGUAAAUUAAUUUGCUUAUAUCAAUGUUUUACGAAAACACUGCCACUGAUAGGUGGAGUUAAGCUACAUGUAGAUAAAGAAUUGCACAUUUUUACUAAGAUUUAAGUAUGUAGGUGUAUUUGAAAUAAAAAUUUAUGAUAUAUACCUUUGGAUGUACAUUUUAAAUACGGCAUCGAAUAAAAUUAUCUGAUACAAAUAUA